GUAGAAGACCCUAUGCGAUGGGGAUACACCGGGUUCAGGCUGGCGAACAGCUCGGACUCCUGCUCUGGACGAGUGGAGCUGCAGUACGACAGUAAAUGGGGGAGUGUGUGUGACCAAUACUGGGACCUGAGAGAUGCCAGUGUUCUCUGCCAGCAGCUGGGCUGUGGGAAGGCUGUAGCAGCACCACGACAGGCCUGGUUUGGACAGGGCAGUGGACCAGUAUGGGCUGAUGUGUUUGAGUGCCGGGGCAAUGAGAGCCGUCUCUCACACUGUGCUGUCUCUUCAUGGGGGAGAGCAGUGUGCUUUCAUGGACAGGACACGGGAGUCAUCUGCUCUGAUUCAUCCUUGUCAGCUCUAGAUGGUGGAGUCCAGCUGUCAGGAGGAGAGAGUCACUGUGAUGGCCGGGUGGAGGUUCACUACAACAGCACCUGGGGGAGACUCCUCCAGCACUCCUGGGGCUACAGAGAGGCCUCUGUGGUCUGCAGACAGCUGGGCUGUGGCUCUGUAGUGUAA
Molecule: messenger RNA, 513 nt
Organism: Lepisosteus oculatus (spotted gar)
Lineage: Eukaryota; Metazoa; Chordata; Actinopteri; Semionotiformes; Lepisosteidae
Source: RefSeq, a predicted model, not a curated record